Pichia kudriavzevii is the source of this 1455-nucleotide messenger RNA. RefSeq lists its product as uncharacterized. Gene Ontology annotation, biological process: regulation of peptide transport. The coding region runs from base 1 to 1455 and encodes 484 amino acids. The record is from RefSeq and is a predicted model, not a curated record. Gene Ontology annotation, cellular component: membrane. The transcript has a single exon. NCBI's taxonomy places the organism in Eukaryota, Fungi, Ascomycota, Pichiomycetes, Pichiales, Pichiaceae.
AUGUCAACACAUGUAAUCACUUCCCCUCGUUUGGAUAAAUCACCUGGAUUUCAGAUUUUCAAGUCCCCAGCCCUUAGAUCGCUCUCAUCUGCAAACUUGCUCCAUUUUAUCGACCAUCCAAAUGAUACUGUUAAUGAUGAAUUAGACGAACACAACAUUUUGAGCGAUGUACGUGAAAUCAUCAUAGUUGAGGAAACAAGUGUGUGGAUUACAGGUUUGAUCUAUUUGGUUGGGACUGUUGCAUUUUGGAUACUGUCUGUUCAAUUGAUGAACGGCGUCAUGAAGAAAACAGAUUAUCAUCAUCCCCUGUUGGCUGCUUAUCUGAAUGGUAGUUGCUUCUUAUUCCUCGGCAUCAGACCUUUGUAUAGUGAAUUUCUCGCAUAUGGGAGAGACAUGAACCUAUUGAACGAUCACAACCGCCAUGAAAACUAUUCAUCAAUGGAUGCUGCGGAGGAAUCAAUGUCACUUCCGGAGGUAAGGUUAUCCAAAUCUGAGAUUGGGAAAGUAGCAUUUACAGCAUCGCUAUUUUAUUUCUUAACCUGCUAUUUUGGAUCGGCCGCUUUGAAUUACACUUCUGCAUCAAACCAGACUAUUUUAGCAACUUCCUCGUCAGUUUUCUCACUUAUACUAGGUGUUUUAUGCAAUAUCGAAAGGUUCACCUUGGGGAAGCUAGCAUCUGUUUGCCUUUCCAUGCUAGGGAUCAUCUUGAUAACUUCCAAUAAAGCCUCCAGUAUAAGCGUAGUCACAUUAGCAUCCAAAUUCAGUACGGAACUCAUUGGGAACUUACUGGCUAUAACUGGAGCUUUUGCCUAUUCAGCAUUCAUGACAUUACUAAAGAUGAAACUGGGCAAACAGACAGAUUCGGAUUCAGAUUCUUUAUUGUACGGAUUACUAGGUCUUUCCACACUACUUUGUGGGAUACCAAUUUUACUUUUUUAUCAUGUAUUGGGAUGGGAAGUCCUGGAAAUGCCCCAAAAGUUUUACAUUUUUGGUAUGCUAUUAACAUCGUCAUUUUUCAAUGCGUUAUCUGAUUAUUUUGCCUCUUGCGCAUCUUUGAUCACAUCACCUUUAUCUGUUUCAUUGUCAUUAUGUGCUGCAAUACCAAUAACAAUGUUUAUUGAUUCUUACUGCAAUGAUGGAUUGAACCUUUCAAUACAAUAUUUAGUUGGGGUGUUGUUUAUUUUUUCUGCUUUUAUUUUCACAAACAUUACAGAAGAAAAAGAGACUGUACAAAGUGCAAUUGACAAUGCGGUCGAGGAAGCAAUCAAUCAUGAUGAAUCAUUGUCUGUGUAUUUGUCUCCACGCUUAAAAUCAACUAAUUCGGCCCCUACAAGUAUCACUGACCUAUCAAUUUCCCAUACACUUGACAGUAGCACCGACGAUGUUGUCCCUAAGUUGAUAGUUACUGGUGGUCAGAACCACAAAUAUUUUUUUAGAGAAAUUAACAAUCGCUAA